AUGUCGCAAGCUUCUGCAUCAACCGUUCGUGAAGGGUUUGAGCUAGAUUGCAUGAGAGUGUUAGCUUCGCACAUUGGAAUUCCUGUUGCAGAAGACAAUGGGAGCGAGUCGGACUAUGCGAUAGAAAUCGUGCCCUUGCUAUCUCGGAAAACAGAUAUUACCCUGAAGCUUUUUGCAAGUGUUAUCAUUCAAAUACUUACAACAAGAGAGGCAAUUGUAUGGUCGCCAGAUAGGACGAGGCACAGGGAGAUUUUCUUCAAGCAUCUCCAUGAAAGCACAGGCGAUUUGGUGCAAUCCUUCCACGAAUAUGCCAAUGAGAUUAAAAAUUACCCGUCAGGUACAUUGGGAUUACGGCUAGAGAGAAAUGUUACUCCUACGCCUUCUUGCUACCUUCUUCAAUCUGUUAGUAUCGACUCAAAAGUGUUGGCAGAGGGCAGCAUUUUGGCUGUGCCAGGAUGCAAUAAUUUGAGUAUUAUACACACCGUGGAUCGUUUAUCAACACGGUCUUUCAGAUAUAUUGAAGUUCCUCUUGAGUUCAUCCGAUGGACUAGAUACACCCCAAAUCCUACGGAAGAACAUGCGACCCGUUUGGACCUGUUCUAUGAGAAAUCGAAGUUUAUACUGAUCGACGGGAAGAUACAAUAUCUUGAUGACGUGGUGUUCAGUCUAUUAUCCAGCAGUGAUCUCACGGCACUACAUACCGAAAUUCAGAAGACAGGCAGCUCGGCGACACCAGGCUCGGUUGCUAGGAAACCAUCGUCAAUUUUGCUUCGCCUUGACCAUGCGGAUAAUGUUCAUGAAUGCAGUACUGAAGGAGGAGAGAAUGCAACGAGCGAAAAAGAAAUCAGCCGAAGGGACCAUGACGACUACAUCAAUACCCAAACUAUGUCUUUUCGAAAAGGAUCGGACCUGUUUACUAGGAAUACCAGAGCCCCGCUACCUAGGACCCGGGACUCACUGAUUUUUCAUCUGCAGCAUACACAAAAGGAGUUUGACACACCGAGCUCGAGAGCUGCUGCUGACUGGGCCAAAGACUUUCGGCUAAAUGCUCGUGAUGCGGGCAACGAGGACUCCAAGGACGGAGGAUCUAGUUAUAUACUGUCAUCACCGAGUAACUUGAGGCAGAGAAAUCUUGAUACUGCCACAUCUCCUGGGAAGCGCAGGAGCUUAGCGGGAAAAAUCCCGAGCAUCGAACUAGACGAAGAGAUAGUCGGCGAAAGAGCUGGAGGCAGGGGUCAACAGAUCGGGGGAAAACUUGCUGCAGCCUUCCAGAAAGCCGAGCCACUACGGACGGAACGUGAGGCCACGCCAAAGAGUGUAAUAGAGAUCGAAAUUCCCGACAGCCAAGAACGUGACCCGAGCAUGCACGAAAUGGACUAUGAACCGAAUGCGGAGAACUUAGUCGAAGGUUCAGACAAGAAAAGCGACAAUAUUAUAAAAGACGGACGUUCAAAAAAUGACACGAGAAAUGGCGGGCAAACUUUCCCCGAUGACUUGGAGGCAAGCUUAAGGAAGGCCAUAGUGGAUAGCAAUGGAAGCCCUAGGCUGAUGUCCCGAGUAAGGUCAAAAGGUAUAGGGCAAAGCGAGGACCAGCCGGCCACGGACAAGACACCCAGGGUUGAACCUCGCAAGACGAAAAACCCCUUCAAGUCAUUUGACGAUGAAUCCGGAUAUGAUGCAAGCAGCGAAGAACUCUCGGAUGGGAUGCCUGAUUCCGAUGGUGAUUUUGGUCGGUCAACUACCAGCCAAAAACCAGCAAUUAAUCGCAAUUGGACACCAAUACUUGAUGCAAAGACAGUCAAGAUUGACUACGAUAGUAGGGUACCAAGAUGGGCAUACUAUUCUGAAUCCGAGCGCCCGGUCUUCUCUUCGAGGUGCCCCAGCAUCGGGGUACCAAGAAAGCAACAUGGCGAGAAACUUGCGAGAACGAAUCUUGUCGAGCCUAAGAACCAACCGGACUUUCUGACAUGUCUAAGAGAGCCUAUACACUGCACUUGUCUAACACAUUCCAGCAUGCAGACCAAGAGCAACAGCAGGCUCCGAGGAGCAGAUGCUAGCCUAGAGCAAGGUGAUCGGGAGACUGAGCAAUACCAACGAACACACGAGAGACAGCCCUAUGAAUUGACUAGCGACUUGGAUGGGGAGAUUUUGACAAAUUCCAGUGUUGGUACUAAACAACGAUCGAACGAUAUCAGCCAGGGCAAAUCGCUUCUAGCUCUUCAAGAGAGUGCUAAGAAGAUGUCGAUGAAAACAAAGAGGCAUCUGGCUCGUCAAUUAGAGAAUGAACGGGAGGUAGCCGGCCAAGUUUUAGAGCAGUAUCGUCGGGAUUGCAAUCAUGUUCUUGAUCAGCUUCUCGAAGGGCAGGAGGAACGGAUCCGAGUUUGCGAGGAACAGAUGAAUACCAUUCAGAAGCAACAUAAGGAAACCUGCGAAUCCCUGAUCCAUCGUCUGAAGGAGGACGAGCUACGAAUUCGCAAGAGAACAUCCAUGCAUGUGACUCAGGGUCUGGAAAAAAGGGGUCGAAAGCGGAGGAGAGUUAAUUCGCCGGGGCGCCGGACAAGCUCGGCGGAUAUUGGCAUGGCUUCGGAUAUCUCUAAACGGAUAGUUCAGUUCUUCAUUGAGAACCCCAAUGUGGGGGAUCAAGCCAGUCUUGAAGAUUCGAGAAUUCGAGGAUACAAUCCUCUGACACCCCCCAACCUCCUCCAACAUGAGAUCGCAUUGACGGAGACCUCUCGGAAAACGGUCAUGGAGGGCCGUGAGGAGGCCAUCGCUGUCGUUCACGGUACGGAUACUGACAAGCGUCGCCUGAUGGUCGUCAUCGGACCAUGCUCUAUCCACGACCCCGAAAUGGCCCUCGAGUACUGCGACCGUCUGUUGAAGAUGAAGGAGAAAUACAAGGACGAGCUAUUGAUCGUCAUGCGAUCCUACCUGGAGAAGCCCCGUACUACCGUUGGAUGGAAGGGUCUCAUCAACGAUCCGGACAUCGACAACAGUUUCAAGAUCAACAAGGGUCUGCGGACCUCGCGUCAGCUUUUCGUUGACCUGACCAACAAGGGAAUGCCCAUUGCGAGUGAGAUGCUGGAUACUAUCUCGCCUCAGUUCCUGGCCGACUGUCUCUCCGUUGGUGCGGUUGGUGCGCGCACCACCGAGUCGCAGGUCCACCGGGAAUUGGCUUCGGGUCUCUCCUUCCCUGUCGGAUUCAAGAACGGCACCGACGGCUCUCUGGACGUCGCGGUGGAUGCCAUUGGGUCUGUGAAGCACCCUCAUCACUUCCUUUCCGUCACUAAGCCGGGUGUCGUCGCUAUUGUCGGCACUGUCGGCAACCCUGACUGCUUCGUCAUCCUUCGCGGUGGAAAGAAGGGCCCCAACUACAACGCGCAGAGCAUUGCCGAGGCCAAGGCCAAGCUCACCUCGCAGGGAAUGGAGCCCCGCCUGAUGGUCGAUUGCAGCCACGGCAAUUCCGAGAAGAACCACAAGAACCAGCCCAAGGUGGCUGCCACUCUUGCCGAGCAGAUUGCUGCUGGCGAGACCGCAAUCAUGGGUGUUAUGAUCGAGAGCAACAUCAACGAGGGCAACCAGAAGGUGCCGCCCGAGGGCAAGGCCGGUCUCAAGUACGGAGUCAGCAUUACGGAUGCUUGCAUCCACUGGGAGGACACCGAGUCUGUGCUGGAGAAUUUGGCGCAGGCCGUGCGAGCUCGCCGAGAGAAACUGGCCGCCUAA
Molecule: messenger RNA, 3720 nt
Organism: Aspergillus affinis
Lineage: Eukaryota; Fungi; Ascomycota; Eurotiomycetes; Eurotiales; Aspergillaceae
Product: 3-deoxy-7-phosphoheptulonate synthase
Exons: 6
Coding region: 1-3720 (1239 amino acids)
Biological process (GO): aromatic amino acid biosynthetic process
Cellular component (GO): cytoplasm
Molecular function (GO): 3-deoxy-7-phosphoheptulonate synthase activity
Source: RefSeq, a predicted model, not a curated record